Messenger RNA from Anguilla anguilla (European eel), 3380 nucleotides. Its product is annotated as meckelin-like. Gene Ontology annotation, biological process: cilium assembly. The record is from RefSeq and is a predicted model, not a curated record. The coding region runs from base 412 to 2538 and encodes 708 amino acids. NCBI's taxonomy places the organism in Eukaryota, Metazoa, Chordata, Actinopteri, Anguilliformes, Anguillidae. Gene Ontology annotation, cellular component: MKS complex; ciliary transition zone. The transcript is spliced from 25 exons.
AUGCAGCAGAGACAAAUCGACAAAUGCAAACACAAAACGUCCGUCAGAGGUCUUAACAGAAGCACACUGUAUUCUCUGAUUGAAUCAUUUUGACUUUAACUUGCCCAUCCCCCCGCAGCUGAGAAUCUGAAUGACCUGACUGCGUCAUGUGUGACCUGUCCCUCAACUUUAGUGGGAAAGCCUGGCACAGCUUCAUGUGUCCUUUGCCAGGAGACAUUUUAUGCUGUGUCAGGUACAUGCACCUGUCCAGAUGAGCUCCUGCUGGGUGGGCUGUGCUUCAAUGACACGCGCACCGCAGCUGUGCAGGGUAGUGUACCCCCAGCCUCCAUUUGGUUCAGAUUAUACUUGGAUUCCAGCUUCCUGGCCUGCUCAAUUUAUAACAAUGCAACUGCUUGCCAGCUUCUCACUAAUAUGGUCCUGCUGGACCCAGCAGGAGAGAACUCUAAAGCCUUCAAUCUUUACAACAGAGCAUCUUCACAAUCCCCGCCUCUGCAGUUCCUGCCGCAGCUGUUUUAUAGUGAGUCUCUGUCCCUGGAACAGACGGCCCCCACCGGACUGACUUUCCUCUCCAACUCCCAGAUUAACCUGAAGGUUGUGAAAUUUGAUGCCAGAGGCAGCUUUCUUGGAUGGGAGGAUGUACUGGGUGGAACCCUGCAGCUUUGUCCAGACACCCAGCAAAGACUGGAUGCAGCAUAUCUCUUUGGGACAACUUAUCUGCAAUCUUGUUCCAUUGCAGUUAUGGAGCUGCUCUCCAGAUAUCCUGAACCAGUGUUCUAUCAGCUCUUCCUGAAAUACCGGGACAGACAGGGAGUGGACAUGGUGUGGCCUAUCCCUGUCCAGCAUCUCAAUCAGGUGUCCAGCCCAGACGGAUCCAUGGCUGUGCGGCGGUUCUUCCUGGUGGACGGACUGACAGGAAGAGACCGCAGCGUGACUCAGCAGCCUCUGUCCGUCCGCUAUCUCAGCCGCCUGUUGCUGCGUGUGAACGUUCCAACCAGCAGCCCAGCAGCCACACCACCCUUCCAGCUACUGGUUGAGUACAACACAGUCAAUGACCCAGCCAACGCAGUGGCCCAGGUGUCAUUCGCUGUGACCUACAGCAUGAGCGAAGAGGACAUGCGGAGGGGCACUGCAAUAUCUCUUGGGGUGCUGGGGGUCCUGUCCCUCCUCCUCGCCAUGCUGGAGACGAGCAGCUGGAGUCAGAGAGCGGGACAGCAGUACAUCAGUCUGACCGUCAUUGUGAAGUUCCUUGCCUUUCUCAUUGGCAAUCUCGCCAACGCGUUCUUCCUUGUGUCCUUUGGGACAAGUGUAUACUGGCUGAUCGCAUUUAAGGGCCAGAGAUCGACAGUUAACAUGGUGCUGCCCUCUUCUGGUGGAACUGUGGAAACAGAUUUCAUCAUCUUUCUGUCCUUGGCAUUUGUCUUCAAAGCCUUGCAGGUGAUACACAUGCUCAUCGUCCAGGUGUCCAUCUCCAUUUUCCUCAUCGACUGGGAGAAGCCCAGAAAUGCAGCCAAUGCCUCAGCAGGCCUUGGUGUCAGUGCCUGGAGGAUUUUCUUUGUGGCCAAUGAGUGGAAUGAGAUCCAGACCGCAAGAAAACUGAAUCCACUGCUGCAGCUACUCACUGUUCUCUUAAUACUACAGGUGAUUGGGGUGGAGAACAUCGCAUCCAGGGACCUUAACCUAGUGUUACAGCCAGAGGGCGCACGGUACUCCGCCCCCACCAGCCCCAUCCUCAGAUUCGGCCUCAGCGCCUCCGUCUGGCUGGCUGUGGGCCUAGCGCAGGUCCUCUUUUACCUGGUUAUCUACGAGCGCUUUGUGGAGGACAGAGUCCGUCAGUUUGUGGACCUCUGCGGCCUGAGUAAUGUGUCUGUGUUUAUUCUUGCGCACCGUUGCUAUGGUUACUACAUCCACGGCCGCUCGGUGCACGGACACGCCGACGUCAGCAUCGAGGCGGUGAGAGCCAACCUGAGGAGGGAGGAGGCCAACCUCUGUGCCUUGAGGGGCCUGGAGCCGAACUCUGACAUCCAGACCUUUGAGAUCGCCCUGACGGACCGAGUGAGGCAGCAGCUGGACAGAAUCAUGCUGUCGCUCACAGAGGCUUCAGGGGCCCGGGGCCGGAGCACUGGGGCUGAGGGGCCACAGGAGCCGCAGGAGCAGACCACUAAGGCCUAUCACGCCAUGAAAUACUUCCUCUCCUCUUUCUUGGAGCAUGCCCACAAAGACAUGGAUUACAUCGUGAAGGACAAGUUGCUCUUGGAGAGGAUAAUGAAGUAUGAAUUCCAGCGACCAGUAGAGAGGACCAUCUUCUACAGAGAUCCGGACGGUGUUUCCUUCACGAACGUCCUGUACUUUAGUAAUGAGCUGACUCUGCUGCUCUUUGACACGCUGCUCUUCUGCAUCAUUGAUCUGGGCUCCCAGAACCUAGUGCUGGCUACUGUCCUCACCUAUGCAGUUCAGCAGGUUUUAGACUGCGUGCGGUAUUACAUCUCCAGGCGCAACGUGUCAGAGAAGACCCUGGUGGACCAGCGUUUUCUGAUCUAGAGGUGACUCACUGCAUCGCAGUGCGCUGGUGACUUUGUGCCUGGGAACUUCGCACUGAGGCGCUGAGGCGUACGCACAGCGCCCCUCCUCAGCCAUGGAGCUAAUGGAGGAGUCAUGUCUCCUAGAUCCGCUCAAGGGGCUUCCCAGCGCGACAGUGCCUGAAUGCCUUUAUAUCUUUUAUAUCUACUUUUAUAUCUGAGAUACUCCAAAUCUUGUCAUCAGCUCUGUGAUUUCAGGAAUUUUCUGCCAUGGAUGCCAUGGAUUUAUUGUGUCAAACGUUGGGAGAUCUUUUAUUCUUGUAGCUCUCCUUUCACUCCUGGUUUCAAAAGCACUUGUUUCAGUGUGCUCAAUUUUGUAUUGAUGAAUAGUUCUGAGAGCUUGACUAUUUUUUUACUGCGUCACUGUUUCUCAUGCGUAUUAGCACUGAUGGCUGAACAAAUUUUUUGUCGCAUAAACAAAUCAUAUUUUAGGGAGAAUGUCUGUGGGUAUUUCUUGAAAAUGAGGAUUGAAACUGCAUAGCCGUAUACGGACUCUUCUCCAGAUCCCUGAACAUUUGUAACUGUACAAACUGCUUACUGCGUGCUGUCAUAAUUCAUUUAUUCAGGUGAAUUGUGUCUGUUCUCUAAUCUUAAGGACAUAUCAUGAUAUCAUGCUACUGGAACAUAAUUACCAGAUAAUUUAAUGCCAUUUGUGCACCUGUUAAGCAACAUAUAUUUACACAGGGGAUAUUUUAAUUAUACUUUUAAAUAAUCUCCUUCAAACAAUGUUUUUCAUAUUCUUUUGUGCCUAUUAAUAUUCAAGUGGCAGAAACAACAAUAAUAAAAUAAAAUACAAGAUUACAA